AUGUCAGGAACAGCAAGGCAUGAUAAAGAGAUGGUGACCAAAGCAAAAAUAAACCUGCCCAAAACCACUGACAUUUUAGAAAGACUUCGCCUCCAGUGUUUAACAAAGGGAUGUGCAGGCAUCAAAGGACUCAGCAGAGUAUUUAGGAUUAUUAAUGGUAAUAAGAGCAGAACCCUUGAUUUCAAUGAGUUUCUGAGAGGGCUACGUUGUUACGCUGUGGUGAUCAGUCAAGAAGAGGCAAGACAGCUUUUCCAGAUAUUUGAUAAAGAUGGCAGUGGAACAAUUGAUUUUGAUGAAUUUAUUGUUACAUUGAGACCUCCCAUGUCCAAUGCAAGAAAAGAGGUUGUCCUGCAGGCAUUUCAGAAGUUAGACAGGACUGGAGAUGGUGUCAUAACAAUUGAUGACUUACGCAGGGUGUAUAAUGUAAAGUAUCAUCCUAAAUACUUAAAUGGAGACUGGACAGAAGAUGAAGUUUUUAGAAACUUUCUGAAUAAUUUUGAUUCACCCAAUGACAAAGAUGGGAAGGUCACAACAGAAGAAUUCAUGGACUACUAUUCUGGAGUCAGUGCUUCAAUUGACACAGAUGUCUACUUUAUCCUCAUGAUGAAGAAUGCUUGGAAACUCUGA
This is a messenger RNA of Cinclus cinclus, 627 nucleotides long. RefSeq names its product calcyphosine like (gene CAPSL). Bases 1 to 627 code for a protein of 208 amino acids. Gene Ontology annotation, molecular function: calcium ion binding. The transcript has 4 exons. Lineage: Eukaryota; Metazoa; Chordata; Aves; Passeriformes; Cinclidae. The record is from RefSeq and is a predicted model, not a curated record.